Aspergillus ruber CBS 135680 is the source of this 879-nucleotide messenger RNA. Its product is annotated as class II fructose-bisphosphate aldolase. The transcript has 3 exons. NCBI's taxonomy places the organism in Eukaryota, Fungi, Ascomycota, Eurotiomycetes, Eurotiales, Aspergillaceae. The record is from RefSeq and is a predicted model, not a curated record. Bases 1 to 879 code for a protein of 292 amino acids. Gene Ontology annotation, biological process: carbohydrate metabolic process. Gene Ontology annotation, molecular function: aldehyde-lyase activity; zinc ion binding.
AUGACCAGCAAUCAUAGCGCAUAUCCGGCGAGCAACCUGACCUGGCAGAUUCUCAACCAUGCCAAUGAAAGCAACUACGCUGUUGGAGCGUAUAACUGCUACAACAACGACGGAAUCAUGGCCGUGAUACGCGCAGCCGAACGCAAGCGCUCAGCCGCAAUCAUCCAGCUCUUCCCUUGGACCUUACACUUCCAAGGCAUAGAAUUCGUCCGUUACGUGGUGAGUGCUGCACAUGCUGCUAGUGUCCCAGUGGCGGUCCACUUGGAUCACUGCAUCAAGCUGGAAGAUGUGGAACUGGCUCUUACCCUCCCCUUUGAUUCUAUUAUGAUUGACGCUUCGACCUUUGAUGAGGAAGCAAACAUUCGACACAGCAAGUCUGUCGUGGAGCGUGCUCAAAAACUCAAUAUUACUAUUGAGGCUGAGAUGGGUCGCAUUGAAGGUGGAGAGGAUGGUUUGCCUACGGUUGACAUGGAUUCCGUUAUGACAAGGCCCAAAGAUGCAGAGAUAUUUGUCCAGCAAACAGGGGUGCACUUUCUUGCGCCUUCUUUUGGUAAUAUCCAUGGUGGAUAUCCGGCUGGUGGGCCAGAGGGAGCAUGGGAUCUAGUACGGCUUACGGCCAUUGGAAAAUUGGUCUCGGAUAGCACACCACUGGUCCUCCAUGGAACGCAUCCUGUGUCCGAUGAGCUUUUUCAAAAAGCCAUUGAAUGUGGAGUGCGCAAGAUCAAUCUCAACCGCACCGUGCGCGAUGACUACACGAAGUUCGUUGCUGAGAACGCCGGCUCACUAGAGUUGACAACUCUCAAAAUGCAGGGCGUUGAAAUUUAUGCCAAAUCUAUUGAAAGGAUGAUGGAUAUACUUGGGUCGCCUGGGAGGUAUUAG